Durio zibethinus is the source of this 707-nucleotide messenger RNA. Its product is annotated as ubiquitin-conjugating enzyme E2 28-like. Lineage: Eukaryota; Viridiplantae; Streptophyta; Magnoliopsida; Malvales; Malvaceae. The record is from RefSeq and is a predicted model, not a curated record.
GUUGGAAGCCCCAAAAAUUACUUCUCUCUCUCUUUUUGUCCGACUGUUUUCGUGAGUGAAAAAUCAAGGGAUUGCGGGUGGAGAAGAAGCGGUUGUAGGGUAGAGGAAGAGAGCGAUCUGUUUCAAAGUUUGAAACUUGAAACCCUUUUUACUCUCUUUUAUCCGCUGUAUCCGUCUCAACUCUAACCCCAAUUUCUUUCUUUCCUUUUCUGGUUUUGGGCUCCAGUCCAGUUAGGAUUCUUGUUAUCUGUUCAAGCGUUAUGGCUUCAAAGCGGAUUUUGAAGGAACUCAAGGAUUUGCAGAAGGAUCCACCCACUUCUUGCAGUGCAGGUCCUGUAGCUGAAGACAUGUUUCAUUGGCAAGCAACAAUCAUGGGCCCCUCUGAUAGCCCUUAUGCAGGAGGUGUAUUUUUAGUUACUAUUCAUUUUCCUCCGGAUUAUCCUUUCAAGCCUCCCAAGGUAGCAUUCAGGACCAAGGUCUUCCAUCCAAACAUCAACAGCAAUGGGAGCAUUUGUCUUGAUAUCCUAAAAGAACAGUGGAGCCCAGCACUGACCAUUUCCAAGGUUCUACUCUCAAUCUGCUCAUUGCUGACUGAUCCAAACCCUGAUGAUCCACUUGUUCCGGAGAUUGCUCACAUGUAUAAGACUGAUCGAGCCAAGUACGAAGCUACUGCACGUAGCUGGACCCAGAAGUAUGCCAUGGGAUGA